This is a messenger RNA of Aspergillus homomorphus CBS 101889, 4172 nucleotides long. RefSeq lists its product as uncharacterized. The record is from RefSeq and is a predicted model, not a curated record. The transcript is spliced from 2 exons. Bases 79 to 3753 code for a protein of 1224 amino acids. Lineage: Eukaryota; Fungi; Ascomycota; Eurotiomycetes; Eurotiales; Aspergillaceae.
UCUUGCCCCUCACCUCUGCGGUUCGCUAGAAACAAUCCUCUACUUGGCGCAAGACAGCUUCCUGAAGUUUCAAGGAGAAUGUACGGGUCGCAUUCUCAACCCAACUCAAAGGGCGCGAAUAGUACAGGCCCUACACAACCGGAAUGGCGUCUUACGUCAACUGCUAGUACUGCGACGCCGCAACCUCCCCCGCAGCCGUCAUGGCAGGCAACUCCCCCUCUUCCAGUUCGCCCUUCACUUAAUAAUGCUGCCGGAUUACGGCCGACUGCUAGUCCUCCUCAAAUGAGUAAUGUAGGCACGAAUUAUUCUCAGGCGCCCACAUUGACAGGAAUGAACACAACAUCGUGGGGAGUGAAAUAUAACAGGCAGCAGUUUCAGGCUUCGAGCCCCCCACCCCUCCCGCCUCGACCUCCAAGCGCAACACAGUCUCAUUCGCCCCUGACAUGUUCUCCGGCCGUCGGCGCGUUUGACGUCAACAGGCCUUCUUCUGCGACUCCAGUGCAGGCAGCCCACCCUGCUGCGAAUGCAUAUCCACAGUGGACAACGAGCGCUGCUUCAUUCGUGUCCCAUCAACAGACUACCACUGUGCCAACACAGCCUCCUCCGCCGCCACCACCACCACCACCACCUCCUCCUUCCGUCCCUUCUAGCUAUCAGGACUUCGUUCACUAUUCUAGCAGCCAAGCGCAGAACCACUUGCAACCUCCGCCAUAUGUUAGCGCCGUGUCCAGUCAAUCUCAUGGUCUUCCCGCACAGCAGCCCACCACAACCACCCCGAUUCAAACCAACCCCGAAGGGAUUGCAGCACAUGCAACAUCUCCAGUCCUGAAUCCUCAGCAAACCCAUUCAUUAUAUCCUUCGGGGCAGCCAGAACCUCAGCCCUCACGGAUCUUCGAAACAUCUACUAGCAUAACCCCUGAAUUGCUGUCAGCCCCCGCGCCUCCUGUACCACCCAAAACUAAUCCUACUCUUACCCCUAUCAGCACCACCGCUAUUAGCGCUAGUCUUCCUUCCGGUGCGCAACAUUCAUCGCCAACUCCAGGGAACUUAAAUCAUGGCGAAACUUUUGCACCCAAGCGUGGUAACGCCCAUGCAGCGACUUCGGAGCGUCCUUCUCACAUGGCCACCGCCUUGAGUUCGGCGCAUCAUGAUUUUCAAGGCAGUUCCAGACCACAUUCAGAUGUGCACACAGGGCAUAAAAGCUCUCAGGCAGAGUAUCAAGACUCGCCUGUGAGUAUUGACACGAGACAGAACGACCAUGAGGCACUCCAUUCACCCGGGAUGAAUGUCAGAAUGAAUAGCACUGAAUCGAUUCAGAGCUCCGGUUUUACGUCAGAAACCGCUGAGAGUAUCGAUGGUGUCAUUGAAGCAUGGACUCGCCCUCUCACCACCAACUCACAAAAACCCAACCUGACCGAUGACACGGCUUCAGAGCAGGCGGCGCGAAAGGAGGACAUUCAGCUCUCCGACGCGGUUGAAACCAAGGCCAGCGAACCCGAUGUAACAAAACGGACAGUACUUCCACCACUUGACCGCUUAGACCCUUUUGACGAUCUGGACACUUGGUCUAAAUCCUCUUUGGAGCGAUAUGUAGCAAUGUUGCGCAAGGAGGCUGUGGCGGACACUGAUCUGGACCGAUUUGAGAUUUUCACAAACUUUAUGGCUAAGGAGGCCAAGCUACGUGAAGUCUUAUAUAACAUAGAAUCCAACCCGACGGAUGUCAAACAAACGGCAACGGGUGCCUUUUGCUCAGCAACAUCAACCUUUCAGACGCCUACCAGCGAGACUGACGUUGUAUUGCCUCCUGUGGAAUCGGGUUUGAUUCCGGUGGAGGGUGAGGAUCACACGGUUCCUACCAGUCCUACGGAUAAAUCUGGAGAUGGCAGCUACAGUCCGGGGGGUCGGCCGAUCCUGAGGCUCCACACGCCUGGCCCCGUACGUUCGAGAAGUUCCUCAUCACAUACUACCGCCGAUCCCUAUGGGAAUGAUACUAAUUCUGGGAAAAAAUCGUCCUCGAGACCUACCUCAGUACCACCUACUAUGAUGGAGCUUGCGGCACAUAAACAGGAAAUGUCCCCACUAGCCACAAAUCCCCCACAACCGCUCUAUACACCCUUUCGUUACACAGAGGGCCCUCAGAGGGGCUCUGAUGCACUCGUAUUCGACCGUCCAGCAUUUCAAGCUUAUUCCGCCUUGCGUCAAGCAUCUGCCGAAAGUGGCCGAGUGAUGUCCAACGGCUUGGCUCCUGCUUCGGAAGAACUGUCACUUCCUGCAGAGACCGUGAACCAUACGGGACAGGACGAGACGUUCAUGGGACUUAUAAGGGAGAAGAGCAUUGCUUAUCGCAAAGCAGCUUCUCAGAAGCCGUCAACUCCUCCACCACUUCCCGCUUCCCUUAGACAAGGCAGAUUACCUGACCCCUUGGUUGAAUUGCGCUCUGUUGUGACAGCGUCAUUGAGCAAAAGAUAUGUGAGCGCGUCGGAGAGUUCCACGAGAAGAGAGCCGAAGAAGAUACUCAAUGACUUCGCUUACAUUCACGAGGCGACAAAGACUUGGGCCGCUUCCAAUGAGUCUCGUAGAGAGGCAUUAGACAAAGACCGUUCCCGGCGUCAGGAAGAGUCCGAAAGACAGAUCGAUGCCCUCUUCAACGGAAAGGAAAUAGGUUAUGCUGACAUCAAUGUCCUCGAGGAGGAAUUCCGUCAGAAGGAGGCGCGCUGUCAGCUGGAGGAGGAAAGGCAGGAACUGAACGAUUUCAUUGCGCACGUUUUCGAUCCACUUGACAAACGGUUGAAAGAGGAAGCCCUGGCGUUGCAAAGCAACUAUGAAGAAGCUCUUUCGCAGCUUGAUGAUGGUAACAGCACAGGCAAGGACAUAGCCAAAGACGAAAGUCAUGUGUCUGAGACAAUGAAGACUAUCAAUGAAAUCUAUAGUCAGCUUGAGAUCCGCUUUCAAAAGCGCCUCGAAAUUGCUCUAGACCGUGAACGUCGACGAAAGAAGGCUGAAAGACGACCUCUCGUAUUCAUGGGCGAUGCAACUGCGCUCAAACAGCUGGAUCAAGAAUUCGACCAGAUGGAAAAGCGCAAUAUACUCGAAGCUGCUCGGGAGCGGGAUGCGAGGGCCAAUCGACUAAUGGACUCUUUUGAUGAUGCUAUUGUGCAUGGUCUAGGAGAGAACCAGAGAAUCCUUGAUGACAUUACUGCAAAGUUGUUACGAAUCGAUGCUGCAACCCUUCGUUCUUCUUCCCUCUCAGAAACCGAGAUCGUGCAACUACUCAGAUCAGUCAACCGAGUCAUAGAACGUUUGCGCGAGGACUCCGAGUCAAUACUAGAAAACUUUGGUAUCGCAGAUUCAGUUCUCAACGACGCCGAUUACAACGUGUCUGUCGCUGAAGCGCGCUGCUCAGACGCCGAGGUUGAUGUUUUCGAUCAACUGAAGGCUGAGAAGAAGAAAGAAGACAAGAAGAUCCAAGUCGAUCUGGAAUCUAAGCUGGAGAGUGUAAGAGAAGGACCAGCUAAGGUGACCGCAAGCAUCAAAGAUCUUCUUCAUUCCCUUUGCCACGAUACAGCCCUGAAACAACCACCUACCUCGUCAACAGAGCCUGCUAAGCAGCCUGGCAAUGCUCGUUCACCCAGUCCCGGCUCCACCGCCCCGCCUGCCUCUCGCAAACCUGUGGAAGAUGUCGAGCAUCAAGAGCGGCUCCGCAAAGCAUUAGAGAAUGCGAAGAAGAGAAAUGCUGCUAGGAAUGGCACAUAGACACCGACCUGUUGGUUCUAAGACUCAUCUACCUCAGUGAAUACAUCGUCAUCAUCAUCAUCAUCGUCAUCUUUUUUUAUUUGCGGAUAGAAGUGCGUAUACCUGACCUCUGUGUCUUUUUUCUUCGAUACCCUCAUGUGGCUGUUAUAGAUUGAGGUUGUGUGAGUCUUCUUCCAUCGGACCAAUCAGUGUUUCUGGAACAGUGAGUGUCCUAAAUCUCAAACAUAUAUAGUAAUGAAAUAGGGGGGAGAUAGCGACAGUUCUGUGCUGCCUUCACCUCGAACGUAAUGUUCGUGUACAAAGGGGACUUGUCCGGACUGCGGCAAAAGUCAGCCCUCAGCCUGGCAUAACGAGUGUUGCCUUCAGCCUUCAAGAAAAUGUGGUAGACUAGCCAUGGGCUGUCGCUCUCAGGAAAUUAC